AGCUGGACUGGUGCCUGGAGCAGCUGGAGACACUGCAGACUCGUCGCUCGGUGGGCGAGAUGGCUUCCAACAAGGUGAGGACGCUGCACCCCUGUUUGCCGUCCUCCCUACUCACCGUCCUCCCUGCUCAUCCUCCUCCCGGGCCCUGCAGUUCAAGCGCAUGCUCAACCGCGAGUUGACCCACCUGUCGGAAACCAGCCGCUCAGGGAACCAGGUGUCAGAGUUCAUCUCGCAGACGUUCCUGGACCAGCAGGCUGAGGUGGAGCUGCCUAAGCCGCCCACGGUAGACAACCCGUGGCCCAUGGCCCAGAUCACUGGGCUGUGUCGGUCCCCCCACACCAGCCUUCCCACAGCCGCCAUCCCACGCUUUGGGGUCCAGACAGACCAGGAGGAGCAGCUGGCUAAGGAGCUUGAAGACGCCAACAGAUGGGGAUUUGACGUGUUCAAAGUGGCUGAGCUGAGUGGGAACCUGCCCCUCACAGCUGUGAUGUUCAGCGUCCUCCAGGAACGGGACCUGCUCAAGACGUUCCAGAUCCCAGCGGACACGCUGCAGAAGUACCUGCUGACCCUAGAGGGGCACUACCACUCCGACGUGGCGUACCACAACAGCACGCAUGCUGCCGACGUGGUGCAGUCUGCGCAUGUGUUGCUGAGCGCCCCAGCCCUGGAGGCCGUGUUCACGGACCUUGAAGUCUUGGCAGCUAUCUUUGCGUGCGCUAUACACGACGUAGACCACCCGGGUGUCUCCAACCAAUUUCUCAUCAACACCAACUCGGAGCUGGCCCUGAUGUACAAUGACUCAUCGGUGCUGGAGAACCAUCACCUGGCGGUAGGCUUCAAGCUCCUGCAGGGGGAAAACUGUGACAUCUUCCGGAAUCUCAGCACCAAACAGAGACUGAGUCUGCGCAGGAUGGUCAUAGACAUGGUGCUGGCCACAGACAUGUGUAAGCACAUGAGCCUCCUGGCCGACCUUAAGACCAUGGUAGAGACGAAGAAGGUGACUAGCCUUGGCGUCCUGCUCUUGGACAACUACUCCGACCGCAUCCAGGUCCUCCAGAGCCUGGUGCACUGCGCCGACCUUAGCAACCCCGCCAAGCCGCUACCCCUCUACCGCCAGUGGACGGAGCGCAUCAUGGCCGAGUUCUUCCAGCAGGGCGACCGGGAGCGUGAGUCAGGCCUGGACAUCAGCCCCAUGUGUGACAAGCACACAGCCUCAGUGGAGAAAUCCCAGGUGGGAUUCAUUGACUACAUCGCUCACCCAUUGUGGGAAACAUGGGCUGACCUAGUACACCCUGACGCUCAGGAGCUGCUGGAUACCUUGGAAGACAACAGAGAGUGGUAUCAGAGUCGGGUUCCCUACAGCCCUCCACACGGCACUGGCCUGGACAGGUUCAAGUUUAAGCUGACCCUGGAGGAGACAGAGGAGGAGGAGGAGAAGGAGGACGAAGAAGAGGAAGAGGAGGAAGGGCAGUACACAGCACUGAACAGGAAGUCCUCAGAGCCACCCAGCACUUAACUCCUGUCCUCCAAGGCCAACCCAGAGCCCAGCGUCUGCUUUGUCCAACAAGAGUUGGGCUAGUCUGGCGCGGACCAUGAAGUCAUGGGUGCUGAUGCCUUCUCUUUCUGCCAGUCAAAGAUACAGCCAAGAUUUACACAUAGCCAAGCUUGAGGUCCUGAAAGCCUGUGGCUGGGGUUAAUUCUGACCGCAGGGUUGGCUAGAAUGGCACCAGGGCCUGGGCAGUGCCACCUCAUGCAUCUCAGAAGAUGGACUAGGCUUCAGUCUGCACGCAGGCUACAGCAGGACUCUGUGUUCUAGUUUAGUUGGUUUCUUUUUGGUGCUGAAGAUGGAACCCCAGAUUCCCAUGUGAGCAUAGUGACCCCCAGCCCCAUCGUCCUCCCUUGAUGUCCUGCCUUCACCAGUCCAACCGCAAGCCUUCACUGAGUCCCUCAGGGGGGAUCCCUUUCGUAAAAUGCGGGCAGGGACCGCCUCCCACAGAGGUCUGGUGUCUCCUGACACCAUUGGUUGCACAAGACUCUUCUUAGCUAGCGAGAGGUCAGUGACCCCUGCAGGCCUCCGGCUUGCCAUGAACUGCUCAUACACUUCAGGAAACUGGUGGAGAAUCAGUGAGAAUCCACUUCAACAAGAUUGGGCUUCCCAAACCGUGCGCCGAAGCACCGCUGUUCUCCACAGGCGUUCCCCAGACUCAGGAGGUGGAGACAGCUGGUCCACACUGGGCAGCCGGACCAGAAAUAAAAAGAGCCAGAGUGUGGCUAAGGGGUGGAGCCAAUGAGGGGUAUGGGGCGUGGCUCUGGUAACAGAGCUUCAGCUUGUGGAAAGUCCUGAGUUCCAUUUCUAUCACUGCAAAAAUAGAAAUAAACCUGCUCGUUCACUUGUG
Grammomys surdaster is the source of this 2396-nucleotide messenger RNA. It is a transcript of the gene Pde4c, whose product is annotated as phosphodiesterase 4C. The record is from RefSeq and is a predicted model, not a curated record. Bases 161 to 1516 code for a protein of 451 amino acids. Gene Ontology annotation, biological process: signal transduction. Gene Ontology annotation, molecular function: 3',5'-cyclic-AMP phosphodiesterase activity. Lineage: Eukaryota; Metazoa; Chordata; Mammalia; Rodentia; Muridae. The transcript has 9 exons. Gene Ontology annotation, cellular component: cytosol; perinuclear region of cytoplasm; nucleus.